GGAAAUCUGACUGUACAUGAGCAAAGGGUGAAACCGAGAGUGCCACACCAGCCUGGAGGCACCUGUUCCAGGGGAGCCUGAAGAUUUUCUUUCCUGUCGGAGACUCCAAAUCAAAUAAAUAGAAAAAAAACUAUCCAAGAUGACUGUCACUUACUCCAGUAAAGUAGCCAAUGCGACUUUUUUUGGAUUUCAUAGGUUACUCCUCAAGUGGAGAGGCAGCAUCUACAAACUACUGUACAGGGAAUUUAUUGUUUUUGCUGUUUUUUACACAGCAAUAAGUUUGGUGUACAGAUUGUUACUUACAGGAGCCCAAAAACGUUACUUUGAAAAAUUAUCAAUUUACUGUGACAGAUAUGCUGAACAAAUUCCAGUAACCUUUGUGCUUGGGUUUUAUGUCACUCUGGUAGUGAACCGAUGGUGGAACCAGUUUGUGAACCUGCCCUGGCCAGACAGGCUGAUGUUCCUCAUCUCCAGCAGUGUUCACGGCAGGGACGAGCACGGCCGGCUGCUCAGGAGGACCCUGAUGCGCUACGUCAAUCUCACAUCCCUGCUCAUCUUCCGCUCGGUGAGCACAGCCGUGUACAAAAGGUUUCCGACGAUGGACCACGUGGUUGAAGCAGGUUUUAUGACAGCAGAUGAAAGAAAAUUAUUUGACCACCUCAAAUCUCCUCACCUGAAAUACUGGGUUCCAUUCAUCUGGUUCGGAAAUCUGGCCGCUAAAGCCCGGAAGGAAGGUAGAAUCAGAGACAGUGUCGAUCUGCAAUCAUUGAUGACUGAAAUGAACCGGUACCGCUCUUGGUGCAGCCUCUUGUUUGGUUACGACUGGGUUGGGAUCCCGCUGGUUUACACCCAGGUUGUCACUCUGGCCGUCUACACCUUCUUCUUUGCAUGCCUGAUUGGACGGCAGUUUUUGGAUCCCACUGUAGGCUACGCGGGGCAUGACUUAGAUCUUUACAUUCCAAUCUUUACUCUUCUACAAUUCUUCUUCUAUGCAGGAUGGCUCAAGGUAGCUGAGCAGCUUAUCAACCCUUUUGGAGAAGAUGAUGAUGAUUUUGAAACUAACUGGUGCAUUGACAGGAAUUUGCAGGUCUCCCUUUUAGCUGUGGAUGAAAUGCACAUGAGCUUACCCAAGAUGAGGAAGGACAUCUACUGGGAUGAUUCUGCUGCUCGGCCACCGUAUACACUGGCAGCUGCCGACUACUGCAUACCCUCAUUUCUGGGGUCGACAGUCGAAAUGGGGCUGCCUGGGUCUGACUGCUCUGGCGACGAGUGGCUGUGGGACACUGAGAAGCAUGGCCAUCGCCACUCCAUGAUCCGAAGAGUCAAGAGGUUCCUGAGUGCCCACGAGCACCCCUCCAGCCCCAGGAGCAGAAGCUAUGGGAGGCAGGCCAGUGACAGCUCCGUGUUCUUCCCUCAGAGAGACCUCAGCCCAGCCAGGGAUCUGCUGGAUGUGCCCUCGAGGAGCGCCCACCACACCUCCCGGAAGCAGUUCUCCCCAGAGGGGGACCCCAAGCUGUACUCCAGCCUGGGGGAACUGUCCACGAUCAGGGAGACUAGCCGGACGAGCACCUUACAGAGCCUGACCCCACAGUCCAGUGUGAAGGCCUCCCCCACCAAAAUGCCGCAGGUCCCCGCGGUGCUGAUCACAGCACCAGGGCCCACGUCAGACGACCCACACUGGGACUCCACAGCCUCCAUCCAGAGCUUUGAGUUCACUGGGGUUCAGCCAAGCAGCACUGGGCAGCGGGAGGACCCUGUGGGACUGAUCCUGUUUCCCUCAGGGGAGGGGACACCUCUUCCAGGCCCCAGGCCCCAGACUAUUUCAGCUGAAGCUGAGAAGAACAUUUUCAGGUUUGCCGCUGAGGAAGACCCUUUUGAGAAUGACAAAUUCCCAAAAAGGUGGAGCCUCCCCGGGUUCCUGGAGUCCAGCCACACUACCCUGGCAGGCCUGAGCCCAGAGCCCACAAACCCUGAGCCACCUCUUUUACUUGACACAGAAACAUCCUCAGAGACCAGCGGCAUCACCUUCGUGGCUGGCUCUCAGAUCUCUACUGACGUGCUGUAUUUAAUGGAAAACCUGGACACCAAGGAAACGGAUAUCCUAGAAUUUAACCAUGAGCAAAGAGAGGAAUCUCCCAGAGGAAUGCCAGAAAGUUCUAAGGCCUGGUCCUAGUAUAAAUUUCUACUUUCCCAAAAGUUCAACCUUAGUUCCAGAACACACCUGUGGGCUGGUUAAUAUUUUAAAAAAUAAUCAUACCACAUAAGCUAUUUAAAGUUUGAAGGGCAUUAUAAUCCUGACUUUUUCAGAACUAAUAAAAUCAAGCUCAUUCACAUCAUUUGCCACAAAGCGGUUUUCAUGGGCGCUACACCGGCCGCAGCAAUCUCUCUUAACCAAAUAAGGAAAUCUUAAAAAAAGUAUGAUUUAUAAAUUGAUAGACUGUUAGCUUUGGAAAGCACUUUGUAGGUCAUAACCCAAUCCCCUAGUUUUGCAAAUAGGGACACAAAGGAUUCCCUGUAUGUUUCCUUUUUUUUCUUCUUGCCUUCAAUUAUAAAGACAGGGAGAUGGAUCAUAAAAUGCCUCAAAAGCCUCGUUCUAGUUAUAAUAUUUUUGUUUGAGGCUUUCUAACCAUUUCACUCCCACUCGCUCCACUAUUAUUAUCACUUCCAUACUCCUAAGCUUCAUCAGCAUCAUAUAGCUUCAUCUCUCUCCAAUUUCCCUUUCUACUUUCAUGACUUCAUUUUUCUCUCUUCCCCUUCAGUCUCCCAUCCUUUUCUCCUCCCCUCCUUCCUAGUCUUGCUCCUUCUCUAAUGACUAAUCUGUCCCACCUUGCAAAUUAUAACAGCUUCUCUUGCCAACUCUGUUGCUUUCUUCUUGGCAUGAUUUUCAAAAUAUGAGGCAUCGGCAAAGCCUCCAACAGAAAAACCGAAGAAGUCAGCAAAUCCAGUUCAACACGCUUCCAGCUCCACACUGGGCGGGGGAGAGUGGGCGUCAACACUCUCCCACCACACCCUCGGCAGCCACGGCCAUUUCCUUCUGCGUCCACUCUAAGUCUGGAACACUGGAGAAAACUGAGGCCAAGAUGGGCAUGAAACUUGUGCAACCAAAUGCUAUGGAACCAAAGAAUGACAAAGCUUGAAUGUAUUUUACUCAAACUCUUAAAGCAAAAUCCCAACCAUGUCACAAUGUGGGACCAGUGACUGUAUCUGCCAGGUUGUUUGAGACGAGAUAGGAUGUUGGAACUGGGGGUUUUGGGGGCCCAGGAUUGCACCAUGGGGAUGGGCAUGGACUCACUCCAAGGAGCUCUGGGGUGGCUGUUUGUUGGGGGGCCCCAGUUUUGUCUGGAAGGCCAUGUCUUAUGAGUACUGCUCUCCUAGUUCUGUCAUAUGAUGAAGCUUGACUACAUAUGGUUUCAAAAAUAAAAUAACUCU
Messenger RNA from Phyllostomus hastatus (greater spear-nosed bat), 3429 nucleotides. RefSeq names its product bestrophin 3 (gene BEST3). The record is from RefSeq and is a predicted model, not a curated record. Gene Ontology annotation, molecular function: chloride channel activity. NCBI's taxonomy places the organism in Eukaryota, Metazoa, Chordata, Mammalia, Chiroptera, Phyllostomidae. The coding region runs from base 140 to 2173 and encodes 677 amino acids. The transcript has 10 exons.